Messenger RNA from Schizophyllum commune H4-8, 906 nucleotides. RefSeq names its product translocation protein. The transcript has 3 exons. Lineage: Eukaryota; Fungi; Basidiomycota; Agaricomycetes; Agaricales; Schizophyllaceae. Gene Ontology annotation, biological process: post-translational protein targeting to membrane, translocation. The record is from RefSeq and is a predicted model, not a curated record. Gene Ontology annotation, cellular component: endoplasmic reticulum membrane; endoplasmic reticulum. Bases 1 to 846 code for a protein of 281 amino acids.
AUGGAGCAGCAGCAACAAAAGGCCCCCGCCGACAUCAAGCAGGUCGCGCAGUUCCUCCGCAGCGGGAGCGCCGGCGUGAAGGUGCGCGUAGGCACGCUCAAUGGCAAGCGCUUCGACUACUUCAAGGCCAAGUCUGCGAUCAAGGCCCUCAACUCACCCGCGUACGCGAAGCAGAAGAACGUGCCAAAAGUGACAAAUGAGGCGGAGGCGCUCGACGUGCUCAAGCGCGUCAACCAGUUCGCCUUUUUCCUCCGCGUGCAGCGCGGCGCGCCCUCCGGAUCGUCGUCCUCCUCCCCAAAGGCCCUGCAGAUCAUCCCCGAGCAGAUGGUCGCGGCGGACGAAUACUACGCGUGGUUCUACGACGGCCCGCAGUGGAUGAACUACCUGAUGGGCAUCGGGCUCGUCGUCUGCAUGUUCGGCGGUGUGCUGUUCCCAUUGUGGCCCCCUUCACUGCGCCUCGGCGUCUACUACCUCAGCAUGGGCGCGCUCGGCCUGCUGGGUCUCUUUUUCGCCAUCGCUAUCGUCCGCCUCAUCUUCUACAUCAUCACCAUCAUUGUCGCGAGCCCCGGCAUCUGGAUCUUCCCCAAGCUAUUCGCAGACGUGGGCUUUGUCGAGUCUUUCAUUCCCCUCUGGGAGUGGGACCUGCCGAAGAAGAAGAAGAGCAAGAAGGAGAAGGGUGAGAAGAGCGGCAAGAAGAAGGGCAAGGAGGGGAAGAGCAAGGAGAAGGCCGGCCUCCCUGCGGGCGACGCGCCGGAAGCUGCCCCCGCGCCGGUCGCUGAAGCCAAGAUUGAGGAGGUGGAAGACUCUGGGCUCUCGCGGCCGUCUAGCGCACAGGAGGAGCUGUAGUGCACGUUGUCCGAUUUGCUAUGACCUAUAUGCUUUGCGUAUUGUAUGUGCGAUGUUCAG